CAGAGCAGUCUGUUGCGCAGCCGCAGCCAGCCCCUUGAAGAAUGGAUGCAGCUCUCGCUGUCCUGCUGACAGCAGUGCUGACCUUGAUUAUUGGGAAGCUGGUUUUGUUUCGGCUGAGAUGCCCCAAUGCCCCACCUUGCAUCAGCGGCUGGAUCCCAUGGUUUGGAGUGGCGUUUCAGUUUGGGAAGGGUCCUCUGGAGUUCAUAGAACAAGCUAGAGUCAAGUAUGGGCCCGUAUUCACAGUGUUUGCUCUGGGACAUCGCUAUACCUUUGUGACUGAGGAAGAGGGGAUUGAAGCAUUUUUCAUGUCUAAGGAUGUCAAUUUUGAGCAGGCAGUGCAGCAAGCCGUCAAACACACAGUUUCAAUUCCUGCAAAAGUCUUUUAUAAGAACCGUUACAAUCUGUACGUCAUGCUGAAAGGUAAAAUGGCUCCCCCUAACUUGCACAUAUUCAUGAAGACUCUCUGUAAAGAACUGCAUGAGUUUGUGGAACAGCUGGGCACAGAGGGAACGGAGGAACUCCAUGAUCUGGUAAGGCACAUCAUGUAUCCGGCAGCAGUGAAUACCUUGUUUGGAAAAGAUAUCUGGCCAACGAGCAGGAGUGAAAUCAGUGAGUUUGAAGAGCAUUUCCAGAUGUUCGAUGAGGACUUUGAAUAUGCAUCUCAGAUGCCAGUGUGCUUUUUGAGAAACUGGUCUAAAUCCAGACAGUGGCUUCUAAAAACAUUGGAAAAAGUGACAUCAGCUGCUGCAAGAACCAAUCCCUCAAAGAGUGAAUCUAAGACAGUGCUGCAACACCUGCUGGACACUUUGCCUGAUAAACAUUUCGCUCCCAAUUACAGUCUUCUGCUGCUCUGGGCUUCUCAAGCAAAUGCUGUCCCUGUAGCAUUCUGGACCCUUGUUUUCAUAAUAUCCCACCCUGAUAUCUACAAGAAGAUCAUGGAGGACAUCAUUUCUGUUUUUGGCAAUGCAGGUAAAGACAAGACUGAAAUAUCUCAAGAUGACCUUAAGAAGCUUCCCUUAAUUAAGUGGUGUGUUCUGGAAGCCAUACGCCUCAGGUCUCCAGGUGCCAUCACAAAGAAAGUGAUGAAUCCAAUAAAAAUUCAGAAUUUCACCAUCCCAGCUGGCGACAUGCUGAUGAUUUCUCCGUAUUGGUUGCACAGGAAUCCAAAGUAUUUUCCUGACCCUGAUAUGUUCAAACCUGAUCGCUGGAAAGCAGCAAAUUUAGAGAAGAAUGCUUUCUUGGACAACUUUGUGCCGUUCGGAGGAGGGAAUCAUCAGUGUCCAGGAAGGUGGUUUGCUAUAAUGGAGAUUCACCUGUUAGUCGUUUUAUUCCUUAACAAAUAUGAAUUUAUUCUUUUGGACACAGUACCAAAGGAGAGCCAUCUGCAUUUAGUGGGGACGCAACAACCCACAGGCCCAUGCAGGGUUCAGUAUAAACUCCGGGAAUGAACACUGACUUGUAGUGGCUCGAUCCUUUGGCCAUCCACAGCCAGAGCGAUGCUUCAUGGGCACUUCUUACAUCUCCAGAUGUGUUCAGUAUACUAACAGGUUUUAAGUAACAAUUUCAGCGAGGCGGAAACUCUAUGUAGUGUUUAUAAUAAAUCCAUUACCGUGGCACCUGUGCACCUAGGCCUGAUUAAGUAGGUCUCAGUAUUUUAAAUGCAGCUUCCAGAUUAUGCAUCUUUUUAUGCAUCUGUAAUUUUAGGUUAUAUGAAUCUGCAGCCUGCAUGCAUCUAAGCUGACUGUACCCACAAAUGAGGUAUGUAGGGGACAAAGUAUGCUUAUGAUUACUUUGAAGAGUGUUAUUAGGGCCCCUGCGAAAACCAGACCUUCCAGGACAAGUUUUCUGUUGCCCUGAAGGUUCAUUCACACCAGAGUGAAGAACAUGUCAAGUGCCGGCAAAUGAGAACAGCAGUGUUUUACAGCCCUUUUCCACUGCUGUACGCAAAGUGCAGGACAGCAGUGAAUUAGACCCUCAGCGUCAGAUCCUCAGCUGGUGUUCACUAGCAUAGUUUGUGCUUGUUGGAGCUACUCUGAGGCCACAGACACAUGGCCAGGUUAACCUGUGGCAGGUCAGGCUGUCCCCAUUUGAAAAUGCUGCAGUCAUUUGACACUGUCCCUAAAGGUGAUCUAGUCCUGCCCCCUGCAGGGCAAAUUUACCCUGGUGUGAAUCAGGGGCAGUUCUCUUUCAUGCCUCUAAGUGCCUGUGUCUGUGCUCAUUUCUCAUACUUUGUGCACAGCUGGCACAGCAAGCUUUGUGCUUUGCCUCUCUGUUCAUGUGUCCAAAUGUGAUUAAUACCAGAUGAGGACCCAGCCUCCUGGGACUAAAUUAAGGACAAACAAUGGUGAAUGAAACAUGUUUGUCACUGGAAGACUGAAAAUAUGGAAAGUGAGAGCGACCCUCUCUCCUCCGAGGCAGCUGAAGUUCCUGUUAGCUUUGGCCGAGUUUUGGUUGUCUCAGGGCACAGGAUUGGGUCCUCUGUUUAUAUAACAAAGCCUUUCCCAUUAUGUUUGCUUGCCAUUUAGAAUAUCUUCAAGAAAAGGCUGUCCAAGAUCUGGAAGACUUUUGUUUUGGUUGGGGUAGGUUUUUUUUAGUAUGAUUUACAGCACUUGAGAAUCUAACUCUCUUGGAUGUUGCACACAUCUAAAAAUACCUACCCCUGAAAGAAAAUCUAAUAAAAGAAGGCAGUUAAAGGCAGCUGUAGAGCAAGCUAAGAAUCCAUCUUGCUGGAAGAUACAACACUUAAUUGCUGUCAUAUUUAAUACAGUAUAAUAGCUUCAUAGGAAAUUAUCAUUUUACAGACACCUCUUUAACUUUAAGUAGAGAUUACUCAUUCAAAGGGCAGUGGAGACUAUUUUAUAAAGUCUUGAUUAACUGGACUCCAGAACAGGGAUGAUUGGCUAAAAUGCUUUGGGAUGCCACAGGGAGGACAGUAUACUUCCAGUACCAUGCUGUGCCAGAAGGGGGCAGAGGCAGGAAUAUAUGUGCAGCAGCUCCUUGUUGUGUCAUCUCCCAGUUGAUUUUACGCAUUUGAUAUCGCUGCUUUUCCUGAUGGGGUGGACCAAGACUAGAACACCAUACACCAUCCAAGCCUGUUGAACCAUUUCCAACAUCAAAAGGCACAUGCAGAGAUAUGGGACGUCAGUCAUACCUAUGCAUUCCUUUCAUUACCUCUUCUGUUACAUAUAACUGCUUUGUUAGGGCCUGAUUUUGGAUAUACUCUCCCCCUGCAACUUCCUCUGAAUAUAACAGGAGUUGCAGGAGCUUGUCAUCUCUUAGCAUUAGGCCCAUGUUGAUUGAUGUAAAGCCUGUUGGAGUCACUGGAAAGAUUCCUGGUCAUUUCCAGGGACUGGGAAUCUGCAUUUUAGUUUAUUGCUAGAGAGGUAAACGUUGUAUAGGUUACUCGGGUACCCAGAAUGCACAGCAGGCCACUACCAGCUCUCAACUAUAAAUGUUUAACUUCAUUUAAUACGUAACCGACUGCAGAAUUUGGCACUGUAUUUCUUUGCAUAAGUGGUGUGUUUCAAGAUACUAACAUCCAUGAUGCUAAAAUCACCUCAUUCAGAGUUAUCAUUAUGGGUGGUUUUUUGCAUAUAUUUGCAAAAUAGAACUAUUUAGCCAAACCUAAUGGGCAACCCUGCUGAAACCUUAGAAACUGAAAGUGCUUACUGCACCUGCUAUUCCAGCCUGAUAAAACCUGACUAUUUACAAGUCAUCAGAGCACUGAGUCUGGGAUUGUCAAAUUUAGCUUUGGCACUCAUUUAUUUAGGAAUACUUAGUCUCCUCUUCUGAUGGUAUAACACACGAAACAGGUCUUCUUGGCAAGGGGAAAAAUACACACAAAAAAUUGGUUCUUAAGAUAACUCUGGAUUUAUGACCACAAAAAUGUUUGCUGUAAUUCAAGUUUUUCUUAAAAUGUUUUUGGGUUUUGGUGGAAAAAAUGACAAAUGUUUUAAGAAAAAUUAAAACUCUC
Messenger RNA from Alligator sinensis (Chinese alligator), 3973 nucleotides. Its product is annotated as 24-hydroxycholesterol 7-alpha-hydroxylase. Gene Ontology annotation, molecular function: heme binding; iron ion binding; steroid hydroxylase activity. The transcript is spliced from 12 exons. Gene Ontology annotation, biological process: cholesterol homeostasis; bile acid biosynthetic process. The record is from RefSeq and is a predicted model, not a curated record. The coding region runs from base 42 to 1448 and encodes 468 amino acids. NCBI's taxonomy places the organism in Eukaryota, Metazoa, Chordata, Crocodylia, Alligatoridae.